This is a messenger RNA of Diceros bicornis minor, 1698 nucleotides long. RefSeq names its product LY6/PLAUR domain containing 3 (gene LYPD3). NCBI's taxonomy places the organism in Eukaryota, Metazoa, Chordata, Mammalia, Perissodactyla, Rhinocerotidae. The transcript is spliced from 5 exons. The record is from RefSeq and is a predicted model, not a curated record. Gene Ontology annotation, cellular component: plasma membrane. The coding region runs from base 64 to 1089 and encodes 341 amino acids.
UAAGAGGGCCGGGGUUGGGAGGCGGCACAACCAGGGGGGACGCCGAGGGAGCAGGACGAAGCCAUGGACCCCGCCAGGAAAGCAGGUGCCUGGGCAGUGAUCUGGACUAUAGGCUGGCUGCUGCUGCUUCAAGAAGGAGCGCAGGCCCUGGAGUGCUACAGCUGCGUGCAGAAAGCAGAUGACGGAUGCUCACCGCACAAGAUGAAGACAGUGAAGUGCCCGCGGGGCGUGGACGUCUGCACAGAGGCGGUGGGGGCGGUGGAGACCAUCCACGGGCAAUUCUCGGUGGCAGUGCGGGGCUGCGGUUCGGGACUCCCCGGCAAGAAUGACCGCGGACUGGACCUUCACGGGCUUCUGGCCUUCAUCCAGCUGCAGCAAUGCGCCCAGGACCGCUGCAACGCCAAGCUCAACCUUACCUCGCGAGCGCUCAACCCUGCAGGCAAUGAGAGUGCAUACCAGCCCAACGGCGCCGAGUGCUACAGCUGCGUGGGGCUGAGCCGCGAGGCCUGCCAGGGUACGGCGCCGCCCGUCGUGAGCUGCUACAACGCCAGCGACCGCGUCUACGAGGGCUGUUUCGAUGGCAAUGUCACCUUGACGGCAGCUAAUGUGACUGUGUCCUUGCCUGUCCGGGGCUGCGUCCAGGACGAGGACUGCACCCGGGAUGGGGUGACAGGCCCGGGGUUCACGCUCAGCGGCUCCUGCUGCCGGGGGUCCCGCUGCAAUUCGGACCUCCGCAACAAGACCUACUUCUCCCCUCAGUUCCCGCCGCUUGUCCUGCUGCCCCCUUCUAAGACCACCACUGUGGCCCCAACCACCUCUGUCACUGCUUCCACCCCAGCCCCAACCACCCGCACCUCUACCACCAAACCCACGUCAGCCCCAGCCAGCCAGACUCCUCCACGGGAAGCAGAACCUGAGACCUCGGGGAAAGAGGAAUCUAGCUUUCCUGGAGGUGCUACUGGCCACCAGGACCGUAGUAAUAGGGAGCAGUACCCCGCAAAAGGUGGGGCCCAUCAUAAUGGCUUUGCCACUGCCUGGGCCGGGUUGGCGGCUCUUCUGCUGGCAGUGGCCACUGGCACCCUGCUAUGAGCUUCUCCACCUGGAAACCUCCUCUCUUCCCAUUCCUUCCCUUUCCCACCACUGGACUGGGCUGGCCCAGCCCUUGUUCUUCCAAUCUUACCCCCAGUAUCCCCAGCUUCCGCUGCACUGGUUUGCGGCUUCGGGAAAUAAAGUUACCGUUGUAUAUAUCCUGCCAGGGUGUUCUAGCUUUUUGAAAGCAGCUGAUGUAUCCCCCUCAUCUUUGUGUCUCCCUGUCUCCUCAUGGUGCCUAGGAGAGACAGCACAGUCAGAGCUGUCACAGGGAAGGUGGGAGAGACACGAUAAGCUUCCUAUUCGCCUUCUCACAGCCAACUUGGAAUAAGGGGGGCGGGACGCGAUCCUAGUUCCCUCCUUUGAUGGCUGCUGCCCCUGCCCCCAUCUUUGUGGGAAUCGAUUUGGCGUCUGGCUUCCUUACUAGACUGUGAGCUCCUCAUGGGCAGGGACCGUGUCUUGCCUCUGUGUGGUCAGUUUCUGGCACAUAAAGGCCUCAAUAAAAGUUUAAUUACUUUGUAUAGUGGUUUAAAGGAGUCAUUUCUGCCACAUUUCUUAUAAUAACCUCUUGAAGCUGAGCAAAGGCGGGAAUGCCAAGACCUGUAACAG